Trichoderma atroviride IMI 206040 is the source of this 926-nucleotide messenger RNA. Lineage: Eukaryota; Fungi; Ascomycota; Sordariomycetes; Hypocreales; Hypocreaceae. The record is from RefSeq and is a predicted model, not a curated record.
AUGACAUCCACGCCUUGGGUAUUCAUCUGCCCCUCCUCCAGAGGCAUUGGCCAUGCCCUCACCUGUCAUCUUCUUCGACGCACGCCCUCGUCCAUCCCGAUUCUUGCAACGACGCGACAUUCGGAUCUGGCCGCUGCCAAGGCCGCAAUCCUAAAGGAUCGCCUCUUUGUCGUCCGCUGUGACGUGACCGAUGAAUCCACCAUUGAAUCUGCCGCCAAAAAGGCAGAGACUCUGUUUCCCAGCAAGUCGCACCACUUGCAUCUUGCCUGCGUCCUCCCAGGCGUAUUGCUAAACCCAGAAAAGUCCCUCGCGCAGGUUGAUGCCAACGCUACUCUGGAGUCGUUUCGAAUCAACUCCAUGGGCCAAAUGCUCAUGGCGAAGCACUUUUUCGGAUUCUUGCCCAAGAAGGCGACGGCUAUGGCGAUGCCGGGCUACAACGGCUAUGACUACAAUGAAGACGAGGACGACGAAGAGGACGAAGAGAGGGAGGAUCAGGAUGACGAAGAUGAAGCCGAAGAAGAGGCGUCUCUAUGUCUGCCUCGGCACGCUACUUGGCUGAACAUGUCUGCAAGAGUAGGAUCCACCACUGAUAACCGCUCUGGCGGGUGGUUUUCGUAUCGCGCGAGCAAGGCCGCCGUCAACAGCUUCACCAAGAGCCUUGACAUCUCUCUACGCACACGGGCAGGAGAUAACGCAAUGGCGGUGGCAUAUCACCCGGGCACGGUAAGGACUGACUUGAGCAAAGACUACUGGGGCGGCGUGCCCAAGGAGAAGCUAUUCAGCGCUGAAUAUGCGGCCGAGAAGCUUGCGGAUGUGGUUUGUGGGCUUGGAACGAGUGAUAGGGGUAGAUGCUGGGACUGGAAGGGGACUGAAGUUCUCCCUUGAAUUUGAUUUACGUGUGGUACUUGUCUGAUACACAUGUUUUG